UAUAUAUAAAAGAGAUUGAAGAAUUGGGAAAUGAAAAAUAGCAGGAAAAGAAAAGAACAGAAAAUAAAGAGAGAAAAACAAAAAUACGAGGCAAAAGCCGCUGGUGCACCUCCGUCGCUAAGGCUGAGUGGUGGAGAGAUUUUGUUCCUCUCCCGAACAGAGUCUGAGUAGAGUGAAUAGGAGACAGGUGACAAGGCGAAUCCCGUAAUUGAUUAGUAAUAGAUGGGGAAUUUAUUGGUGAAGAAACCCAAGAUCACCGAAGUCGAUCGAGCAAUUCUUUCCCUCAAAACUCAGAGGCGCAAGCUUGCUCAAUACCAGCAACAGCUUGAGGCUGUUAUAGAAGCAGAAAAGCUAGCUGCCAGAGACUUGAUUCGUGAAAGGAGAAAGGAUAGAGCUUUGUUAGCUUUGAAGAAGAAGAAAACGCAAGAAGAAUUAUUGAAGCAAGUUGACACUUGGCUUAUUAAUGUCGAGCAACAAUUGGCAGAUAUUGAACUAGCAAGCAAGCAAAAACUAGUUUUUGAUAGUUUGAAAGCUGGAAACAAUGCAAUUAAGGCAAUACAAAGUGAAAUCAACAUAGACGAUGUCCAGAAGUUAAUGGAUGACACUGAAGAGGCUAAGGCUUAUCAAGAUGAAAUCAAUUCGAUCUUGGGGGAGAAAUUAUCAGCAGAAGAUGAAGAUGAGAUUUUGGCAGAAUUUGAGAACUUGGAAACUCAGAUGGCCGUUCAAGAUAUGCCAGAAGUGCCUACUAGAGCAAAAUCUGAAGAACAAAACUUGGGUCUUCCUGAUGUGCCAGCCAAGAAACCAGUUGCUUCCAAUGCAGCUAGAGACGAUGCUGAAAUUGCAUCAGCUGGAAUUUCCACAAAAAGAGUUAUGGAGGACCCCCUGCCUGCAUGAUCGAGAAAACAACGUGGCUGUUUCAUUAUCUGCAGUCUGCCAUUACUAAUGAACAUCUUCUGGCUGCCUCUUUUUCCUCUUUCCAUAUUUGUUAAUUUUCAUGAUUGUCCACGUGACGGGUUCAGUUUGGCGGUCAAUUAUUUCCGUAUUGUCAGUUUGUACAGAUCUGUAUAACCAAGCAGGAUGGUUUGGGGCAGUUUUUGCCAGUUCUGUUGUUAGCCAUUUGUUAAAUUUAGUUUUGAACACAUGCAAGCGGAAUUAUUUGGAUAUACCAUUGGAUGUUAUCGUUAACAGGACGGUCUGCUAAUUAAGGAAUCUGCACAUAUAAAAAGAACUAUAGUACAACAUAAAUAAAUG
This is a messenger RNA of Durio zibethinus, 1251 nucleotides long. Its product is annotated as vacuolar protein sorting-associated protein 20 homolog 1-like. Gene Ontology annotation, cellular component: multivesicular body; ESCRT III complex. Gene Ontology annotation, biological process: late endosome to vacuole transport via multivesicular body sorting pathway; vesicle budding from membrane. The record is from RefSeq and is a predicted model, not a curated record. NCBI's taxonomy places the organism in Eukaryota, Viridiplantae, Streptophyta, Magnoliopsida, Malvales, Malvaceae.